Sorex araneus (European shrew) is the source of this 2455-nucleotide messenger RNA. RefSeq names its product lysine demethylase 8 (gene KDM8). The transcript is spliced from 7 exons. Lineage: Eukaryota; Metazoa; Chordata; Mammalia; Eulipotyphla; Soricidae. The record is from RefSeq and is a predicted model, not a curated record. Gene Ontology annotation, molecular function: histone H3K36 demethylase activity. The coding region runs from base 690 to 1934 and encodes 414 amino acids. Gene Ontology annotation, cellular component: nucleus.
GGCAUGCUCAGCAGCCCCCCUGGGCCUCGAGGAUGCAGACGGGCGGCCUGGCCUCACCCGCUCGCUCCUCCUGGAGGGCCCCUCGUGGGUGCUCCCGGGGACCAGCCCAGAGAGCAUGGGGCGGGGGGACUGGUGUGUGCAGGCGUCCCUUGAGGGAAAUCUGCUUUUCCAGCGCUGGACACCCUCCAGGGUUGAGUGGGGCCCCCGCCCCGUAUUCUUUUAUUCCAGAAAAAAGAAAAGAAAAGGGAGUUGCUUUUAUUUAUUUUUGAAAAAUCAACAACUCUUUCCGAUUUCUCCCUCCCCUCGUGGCCAAUAGGUUUGCGGGUCCUUCAGAGGUGGCGCUUGCACACCGGCUCCAGCCUCUGCCGGGCUCUGUGGGGCCGGUGCUGAGCCUCCAGCACAUCUUCCGGGCCGCGUGGUGCUUGCCAGGGACCACACCCCUUUCUGCAGUGGUCGUUCUCCCCUGGCCACAGCGCAGCUGGGAGUCACAUGCGGUGCAGCGGGCUGCCCGGGGCACGCUUGGCACAUGUGGGGGGUCGGGGGGCCGGACUCAGGACCUUACGCCCUGGAGAGCAGGGCAGGUGCUCUCCGCCGCGGCUCUCCCCACCGCGGGUCCGGGUUGCUGCGCGGGAGCGUGGAGUGGGGGUUGGCUGGCCCUGACUUGUUCUCUUUCCCCCCGCAGCGCCCCGAUGGCGGGAGCGAGCGCCCCGGAGGCCCCGGCGGGGGGCCCUCUCUGGGAGGCCCUCCGGGCGCUCCUGCCCGACACGCAGGAGGGACUGGCGCUGGACCUGGGCGCGAGCGUGGCGGCCAGCGUGGCGCGGCUGCUGCGGCGGGCGGCCGCGCUCCUCUACGGGGGCCAGGCCCGCGCGUGCCUGCAGGCGGCCGACGCCGUCCUCGACUACUCCUGGGAGCGGCUCAACACGGGGCCCUGGCGGGACGUGGACAAGGACUGGCGCCGCGUGUACGCGCUCGGCUGCCUGCUGAAGGCCGUGUGUCUGUGCCGCGCGCCCGCCGAGCCCGCGGCCGUGGCCGAGGCCCUGAGGGUCUGCGACAUGGGCCUGCUGAUGGGGGCGGCCAUCCUGGGGGACAUCCUGCUGCGGGUGGCCGCCGUCCUCCAGGCGCACCUGCCCGCGGGGAAACGGCCCCCGCCGCGCCCCGGCCCCGCGCAGCCCCGCCCCAAGAAGGCCAGGAGCGCCCCGGUGCCCCUCCCAGAGCCAGAGCUGGGAAGCGCCGUGCCCCGAGUCCGCUGCCCGUCCCUGCAGUAUUUCGGGGAGCACUUCCUGCUCCCCGGGAGGCCCGUGAUCUUGGAAGGCGUGACUGACCACUGGCCGUGCAUGAGGAAGUGGAGCCUGGAGUACAUCCAGGCGACGGCCGGCUGUCGCACCGUGCCCGUGGAGGUGGGGUCCAGGUACACCGAUGAGGACUGGGCCCAGCGACUCAUGACGGUCGACGAGUUCAUCAGCACGCACAUCACUGGGGAGCCCAGGGACAUCGGCUACCUGGCCCAGCACCAGCUCUUCGACCAGAUCCCGGAGCUGAGGCAGGACAUCGGCAUCCCUGACUACUGCUGCCUGGGCGACGGGGACGAGGAGCACAUCACCAUCAACGCCUGGUUCGGGCCCCCCGGCACCGUGUCCCCGCUCCACCAGGACCCCCAGCAGAACUUUCUGGCCCAGGUGAUGGGCAGGAAGUACAUCCGGCUGUACUCCCCACGGGAGUCGGAAGCCUUGUACCCCCACGAGACGCACCUCCUCCACAACACGAGCCAGGUGGACGUGGAGAACCCCGACCUGGAGAGGUUCCCCCGUUUCGCCGAGAUCCCGUUCCUGUCCUGCGUGCUGGGCCCGGGCGACAUGCUCUUCAUCCCCGUGCGGUACUGGCACUACGUGCGCGCCCUCGACCUCAGCUUCUCCGUCAGCUUCUGGUGGUCCUAGCAGGAGGCGCGUGCCAGCAGACUGCGCUUCUGGAACGUUCCGGUCACCCCCGACCCAAGGGCUCCUGGGCUGAGCUCCGUCACGCGAUGCACCUGGCCGCACGUGCCUGCUGCUGGCGGGUCGGGCACUGGGGUGCCCGAGAGCUACCUGCUGCCCCCAGCCGCCGCCGGCCUGCUCUGUCGCCAGGUGGCUGCCCAGUCUCGGCCUGCCUGUCCCACUGUCCCCGGGGGAGACUCCCGUGCACGCCCACGAUUCUCACGCCGGCCCACCAGGAGCCCCGGGGGCCGCUCAGAGACCACUGCCCAGACGCGUCCUCACCCGUCGGCAUGGACCAUCCCAUGGUGUUUUGGCCCUGCGGUCUCCCACUGUGAUGCAUCCACCGGGCCCGGGAGGCCAGGGCCCUGGGUGGGAGAAGCGCCUGAGUGUGACGGCAUUUGUUGUUUCUGCCAAGUCAGGUGUAACCAGCUUCCAACAGCCGCAAACUUCAAAAGUGAAUAAAGCUGAAGACAGCAGCAUCUGGA